UCUGCGAAAACAGGACGCUCGAGACAAGAUUGAAUGACUGUGUCGUAGAAGCAAUGAGUACUAUCAGCGAAUCGUCCGUGAUCGAAGACUGGACGGUAGUCUGUGUGAUUAGAGCGGGAAACAUAUGUGGAGUCAUUCAGAUAUUAAUGGGUUUUGCCUUGGUUGGCACUGGACUAGCCACGUUCGUUGUACCGCCCCAGAUAUCACUACUAGUCGCUCCAUUUUGGGCAGGAUUUCUGGUGAUGAUCUGCGGUCGAUUUGCGAUGUUGUCGACACAGACGAAAACAAAAGUUAUGGUUCGCAAUAUAAGGCUUGGUGUAUUUCUUGGUUCAACCGUUGUGUCGGUGUCUGUUUGUUCGUGUGCGAGUAUCUUCAUCUAUCCAAUGUGGAUGGGCGUUCGGCAGUUCGGCUGUACGCAUAACGAAGACACACUUGUGUGUACGUGUGGUAGUGCAAUAUUUCCCAGGCUUGAAUCCUGCCAAACCAUAACGGGUCCAGUAUACAGUUUAUUGUUGACAAAUCUGGUACUUUGUAGUUUAUGUAUCAGUACAGUAGUUAGUGGAUUAUUGUUGUCUCUCUAUACGUACAGUAUAUUUAUUAGACAUCUUCCGGACGAUCCAAUCGAACCUCAGCUACUUAGUAGUACUAGCACCGUGAACGGUAGCGGUAAUGGCUUAUCAAACUACACGCCUAAUGGAACGUUACAAAUGAAUGGCACAAUGUGCGCGCUGCCAAACGGAAUCACGAACAAUAAUUAUGGACGUGUUAAUGCAAUGUGUGCACGGGGGUACGUAAAGACUUGUGGAAUAGCCAAUGGAAGACCCCCGGGAAUAACUUCGCUAGACGACGUUCCGAAUGGCUACACAAACGGGAUUGGACAUAACGGCGUGCUGACGUCACAGCCAAGGACUUGUACAAAUUGUUCAUGCGCAGGUGGACUUCGAAACUGCGUAGGUCAAGAAACGCAGAUAUGAUGACACGCUGCGGUUGUCGUGUGUACUGACAACGAGGCAUGAAUUGCGCCGCCAUCGACAGCUAUAUUAUGUUACUAAAGUAUAAGCCACUGUGUGUUGUUACCGCCACACGAAGUGUAGGCGUCGUUUGUGUUUGUUCCCUUGUACAUUUCUUUUUUGUGUCAAAAUAAUCAAUGUCUAUGAAGCAUCAAAUGGCGAAGCUCAGUCGAUAGAGACGCAUAGAAAACAAACGUUGGUGGCGAUAUACAUUAUUCACCAUCUGCGUAAGCAGGAUAGCUUCAUAAAGGUAGAGCACUAAGCAAGAAUACACACACAAAGACGAGGUUUAUAUAUUAUUUAU
Molecule: messenger RNA, 1314 nt
Organism: Saccoglossus kowalevskii
Lineage: Eukaryota; Metazoa; Hemichordata; Enteropneusta; Harrimaniidae
Cellular component (GO): membrane
Source: RefSeq, a predicted model, not a curated record